ACACACACAGAGCUGCUGACACGGAGGGGAGGGGAAAGAAGGAGGGGCUGUCACAGAAGGAGAUCAGAUGUCAGUAGCCCAGGGAAGACAUUCCCAGGAAGGGGAAAGUGCGGCUCAUUCAUCAUCCUGCUCUGGGACAGCCUGGACCACAGCUGUCUUGGGCAGAGGAAGCCAGCUAGGGGAUCCUGUGGAUGCACGGCUCCCAAAGCCACGGGCUAGUGAGCAAGAAGAGACAAGUUCUUGCUUAUUAAAGCCUCCAGGCAAGACGAUUUCCUUGGUCGAAGGUCACAUCCAAUCCCUUCCCAUCAUGGAAGCCUGAGAGCCAGGAACCUCCAUGACCUCCAGAAACCACCACUCCUUACCACGAGCUCUGAUGGCACCUCGAAUGUUUACGGAAGGAGAACUUGGGGGCAUUGCCCAAAUCACCCCCUCUCUCUACCUGAGCCGAGGCAGCGUGGCCUCCAAUCGACAUCUGCUUCUGGCCCGGGGCAUCACCUGCAUAAUCAAUGCCACCAUAGAGAUCCCCAACUUUAACUGGCCCCAGUUUGAAUAUGUCAAAGUGCCUCUGGCUGACAUGCCGAAUGCCCCCAUCUCCCUCUACUUUGACAGCGUGGCGGAUAAGAUCCACAGCGUCACCCGCAAGCACGGGGCCACCUUAGUCCAUUGCGCGGCUGGCGUGAGCAGGUCGGCCACCCUGUGCAUCGCUUACCUGAUGAAAUACCACAAAGUGUCACUGUUCGAGGCUUACAACUGGGUCAAGUCGCGGCGCCCCGUCAUACGCCCCAACGUGGGCUUCUGGAGGCAGCUGAUAGACUAUGAGAGGAAGCUCUUUGGGAAGACAACGGUUAAAAUGGUACAGACGCCGUACGGUAUACUCCCAGACAUUUACGAGAGAGAGGGGAGACAUCUCCUGCCUUACUGGGGGAUUUAAUGGGACUGCAACAACGGGAAGAUUAAGAGCACAAGAAACUUGCUGUUCUCCUAGGUCGGAAACACUCCCUUCUCCUUGGAUGGCCAACUUUUCCUUCUUUACCACACAGCAGAACCUUGCUGACUGUCACAUCCUUAAUCAGCCAGGCCAAUUCUCCCUCGACCUUCCCUGGAGUUAACGCGACAGCGAGCGCUUUUAAUUCUUCCACAAAGCAUCCCAUGCAGGCACUUGACGAGUACACGACAAGAACCCAAAGGCACUUGGCAGAAGGAAUGAACAAAGUACACUUUGCGAUGAGGUAGCUUGGAUAGUUCUUUACUAGCUUAUUUUCUUCCCCUGUAGUGGAUGAGCAGCACUAGCACAAAAUGAAGGAGGCCCUUCCCGAAACUCAAACUUGCCGUGUCUUAUUAAGAGACGGUGAGAGGGGCGCAUGGGAAUGUGCUGCGAAUGCUCUCAUUUUCCUUAAAUACUUGCAGCCUAUAGCGUUAGAGAUCGUUAGCUAGCUUUUCAAAUCUUUCUAAGAAGUUAAGCCAAAGUCUACCACAAAUAAACUAUCGACGUCUCAGAGGGGUAGCUGUGUUAGUCUGUAUUGGCAAAAGCAAGGGGCCACAGGUCUGCUUGUUUUAUUAAGACAAACGAAUGCUGUCAUGUCCCUCUCCUGCCCCCCAUGCCACACCAGUGUAACAGCUCCUGCAAGCAUGUAUACACCUGAAUAGUCUAGUGCACAUGAAUACAUGCUUGCACGAUUGAGGAGCAAACAGCAGCUUAGUACAGAAGCGAUGAGUUAAGCUUUCCCAUAGUGGCCAGCCAAAUGAAGCUUUGUCUAGACGGCUACCCUCCCAAAGGAGUUGAGCUGUAUUUUUUAGUAGUCAGUCAACCAGUAAAUUGAAAGUAGGUAAAUCUGCUUGAUAACUAAGUAUAGUCGUGAUCUGCCUCUGAUCUUUGCCAAUUCACAGCAUUACGGUCACAAGGAUUAUGUUGCAGUCCUGAAUUUUUCUACGCAAAAUACUUUCAUCUGUUAGACCUCCAGUACAAAAGGUGUCUUUCUUGAGAAAUCUUUGCUUUGUUUUGCUUCUGAUGAGCAAGAGGAGAUUCUAACCUGAGAAGUGGGAGGAGAUACUAAAUGAUAUGUCAGCUAAGUCAUGAGUAUUUUCCACAUCCUUGCAUAUCACUCACAAACAGCUGGAACAUCGAAAGAACCAAGGAACUUACCCAACAGGACUGGUUUUAUAUCCUUCCCUGUAUCUCUAAAAGAGGAAGACACAGAUUUUUGGAUGCAGAGAGAAAGAUAUCUGAUUUACGUGAGAGACUAUACUUGUAAAAACAAUCUUAAUAAAAACUAACACUAGAGCCCACAAGUUCAUGAUCAUAAUAAUCAAGUUCUUGACAUCUCUGAAAUUCCAGUGACAACACUGAUUAAGCUUCAAUAGCUUAACACAAUCAUAAAUACCAAUGCUUUUUCAUUAAACCUUGCAAUCAGUUACCAGUGACUUGACUAAAUUGUGUACAUUAAAUCUAGACCUUUGAGACACACCAACUCAGCCAGGCACUGAAUUUGGCUCAUUACUGCAUUUUUAUCCUCUGGUGCUAUAUUUGAAUUUCUGAAAUGCUGAUAGUCUGGUUUAAGUAUCAAACGUGAUCAAUGCAUUUAUCAUAAUGGUUUGUUGCAUCAGCCAGUGUAUAGUCUGCAACAGACUGGGCAGGUUUCUGCUCUUCCAGAGUAAAAUAGGACCACAGAAAACAAUGGAGAUGUCCCUUGUUAAAAAAAAAAAAACAGUGUUUACAAGGAAUGAGAAUCAAAUCUCUAUAGCCUGAGCUACACAUGGAUCAGAGGGAAAACAAGAUCCAAAUGGAUUCAUGACAAAGGGGUUGCUUCUGAAUCCAAGAGAUACACCUGAACUUUUCAAAUGAACUGAGAACAACUGAAUUUCACCACAAUGAGCGGGUCCCAUGGGCAUCUGGGAGAAGAAAAUGCUCCGUUAGCGUCUAGGGUCAGACCCUGUGUCGAGUCAGGUCAGUGGAGCGACCUCCACUGAAGUCAGUAACCAGCGAAUUGGGCCCCAAGACCACUUACUGCAAUUGGUGGGGGAAUGGUGCAAGGAGAUAUAAAAAGGGAGAACUCUGCGUACACCUCGAGGCAUACAUGGAAACCACAUCAGCUGUUCAACACAUACAUGAACCCACAGUAAAGAGACCGCUGUCAAAAUGGAGUUGUUGUAAAAUACCUUAAAGCUUCAAGAGCAGACACAUUUAAACGGUCCCAGAUGGUUAUUUUUCCUUACAUUUGUACACCCAGUCCCACUGCAAACCCUUAUUUACAUUUAUCUCUAUUGGAUAUGGGCAGGUUUAAAGAAAGUCCAGUGGAGGGCAACAAAAAUGAGGGGACUGGAGCACAUGACUUAGAGGAGAGGC
Molecule: messenger RNA, 3343 nt
Organism: Pelodiscus sinensis (Chinese soft-shelled turtle)
Lineage: Eukaryota; Metazoa; Chordata; Testudines; Trionychidae
Gene: DUSP14
Product: dual specificity phosphatase 14
Biological process (GO): protein dephosphorylation
Cellular component (GO): cytoplasm
Molecular function (GO): MAP kinase tyrosine/serine/threonine phosphatase activity
Source: RefSeq, a predicted model, not a curated record